Molecule: messenger RNA, 1788 nt
Organism: Lasiosphaeria miniovina
Lineage: Eukaryota; Fungi; Ascomycota; Sordariomycetes; Sordariales; Lasiosphaeriaceae
Exons: 3
Coding region: 1-1788 (595 amino acids)
Source: RefSeq, a predicted model, not a curated record
AUGGACAGUAACGGCCCGUCGGCGACCGACGUGAUCACGUACAUCGGCGUUCCGCUGGCCGUGCUCGGGGUCCUGCCCAUCUUAUACAAUACGGUCGCGACGCUCGGCGCGCUGUCGCGGAUCAAGCGGAUCCUGAGGCACAGCCGGCUAACGGCGCUGACCCGGAGCGACGUUGUCAACCGCGUCAUCGAGGUGGAGCUGCCGCGGUACGCCGUCACCCCCUGGGACCGCUUCACCAACCGCGACGACUAUUGGAGUCUCUCGCGCCACCCGUCCUCCAUCCCAGGCGGCAGCUGGACCACCUUCAACUGGCGCACCAACGUCAUUGGGCUCCAGACCCAGCGCGUCGAGUAUGCCGACCAGCUGCGUCAACCCCAGGUCGAGGUCGCCUUUGAGGAGCUCGUGAGCUACCUGCUCGACCUCGGCGCUGUGCCUGACGCCCAUGGUUGGCGCCUGUUGCGCAACACCGGCCUCUGGACACCCGUCGGCUGCGCCCUGCUCAUGUCCCCAGACGGCACCGAGAAGUCGCUGACUAUUGCUCCCCUCGACGGCUCCGAUGGCCACCUCAGCCUGGCAGCCAACUGGUCUAGUCGAUGGACAACGCGUGACUUCAAGGAUCUCCCCCCUUACUGGGUGCGGCUCCCCCCGCCGCCGCCGCAGCACCUGCCGCCACCGGCAUCGUCGGACGAGGCAGGGAGCAACAUCGAAAAACAAGCCUCGCCAUCUGCUGCUGCAGCAGACGAAAUAGAAGUCGUCGCAGAAGACCUCGAUGCAGAGACAUCAAGCAUGGCCAAGCGCUCUCUGGAAUCCGACCACAACCAACAGCACCGCGACGAGCCGGCGGCCAGCGCAUCCUCGUCAUCUCAGAGGCAGCCCAUAACGUGCCAGAUCUCUGGCGACGGCAUCGUGACGGCGCUAGCGCAGGAGGACCGGCUGCUGAGCUCGCUGCAGCUGGACAGCCUACCAAUCGACCACAUACGGGCGCGCAGCGGGCGGACGGACGGGACGUGGUUCGCGUCGGUGGCAACGGCGUACGGGACGUCGAGCCAGACCAUCCUGUGGAACUACCGGAUCCCCGACGACGUCAUAGCGUUCGCGCGCAAGGACUCGGUCCCGUGCGGCGUGCUCGUGCUGCUCGGCGUCGUCGACGAGGCGCAGACGCCCGAGUGGGCCACGCAGCAUGCCGACGACCGUGCUGCUGCCCUCGAUGUUUUUGCGAGGCGCGGCCGCGAGCAGCGCGCCGCCAUGGACGCCGAGUCGCGCAUGCCGCCGGCCCAGAAGGCGCAGGCCAUGCGCGACAGGAUGAUGCGCGAGAACGAGCAGCGGCUCCAGGAGAUGCGCGACAAGAUGCGCCUCGAGAACCAACGACGCGAGACGCGGCUCAUGGAAGCUCUGCAGAGCCCCAAGUGGGACAACAAGGUGGUGGCGGCCCACCAGCUAGCGUGGCUCAAGCGGCACCAGCCGUCGGCGUUCCCGGCGGCGACGACGCACAAGGACGCCGUGGGCUCGGUGCUGCACCGCAUGGUGCUGGACGCGGCGUUCGCGGUGGCGCUGUGCCGCAUGCUGGACCUGUGGAAGUCGUGGGCCGACAACGGCGGCAUGCGCAAGUCGGACAUGGCGGCGCUGCAGGAGGACCUGCAAGGCGGCGAUGGUGGUCAGGCUGCCGUCUUUGCGCAGGCUACGGUCCUCGUGGCCAUGAUCAAAGACUCGUCCAUAGCCCUCGAGGGCACGCUCUCGGUUGAUCUCCAGGAGUGUCUGCGCCUGUGGCGGACCGUUAGGCUCGGGUGA